Messenger RNA from Castor canadensis (American beaver), 966 nucleotides. RefSeq names its product peroxiredoxin 2 (gene Prdx2). Gene Ontology annotation, molecular function: thioredoxin peroxidase activity. Gene Ontology annotation, biological process: leukocyte activation; removal of superoxide radicals; response to oxidative stress. Lineage: Eukaryota; Metazoa; Chordata; Mammalia; Rodentia; Castoridae. The record is from RefSeq and is a predicted model, not a curated record. Gene Ontology annotation, cellular component: cytosol.
CCUACCCCCACCCUGCGCGUCAUGGUUCAGGCCAAGUAUAAAAGGUUCGAAGGCCCUGCGCUCACUUGCGGCUGAGAACGCCAGUGCGUGCCUUCGCUUGUCCGCGUGUCUGCUCUUGCCUGCGCAGUCAUGGCCUCCGGCAAUGCGCACAUCGGAAAGCCCGCCCCUGACUUCACAGCCACCGCGGUGGUGGAUGGCGCGUUCAAGGAGGUCAAGCUUUCGGACUACAGAGGGAAGUACGUGGUCCUCUUUUUCUACCCACUGGACUUCACUUUUGUGUGCCCCACGGAGAUCAUCGCUUUCAGUGAGCAUGCAGAAGACUUCCGCAAGCUGGGGUGCGAGGUGCUGGGAGUCUCCGUGGACUCUCAGUUCACCCACCUGGCCUGGAUCAACACCCCCCGGAAGGAGGGAGGCUUGGGCCCUCUGAACAUCCCCCUGCUUGCUGAUGUGACCAGAAACUUGUCUCAUAAUUACGGCGUGUUGAAAAAUGAUGAGGGCAUCGCCUACAGGGGCCUCUUCAUCAUCGAUGGUAAGGGUGUCCUUCGCCAGAUCACAGUUAAUGAUUUGCCUGUGGGGCGCUCCGUGGAUGAGGCCCUGCGCCUGGUCCAGGCCUUCCAGUACACGGAUGAGCAUGGGGAAGUCUGUCCCGCUGGUUGGAAGCCUGGCAGCGACACCAUCAAGCCCAAUGUGGAUGACAGCAAAGAAUACUUCUCCAAACACAACUAGGCUGGCAGACGGGUAGUGAGCUUCUGUUGGAUCCCACCUGUACCCCCAUUUGGGUGCCCGGUGCUGGCCAAGGAAAGGCCAGACCUGCCCCUCCAAGCUUGGUAGUCUGGGGGAGAGAUGGAGGCUAGGCUAAGGCUUUCUCAACCCUCUCCUGGAAUCUGGUGAAUAGUGACCCCCUCUCUGGAGCCCACCCAGCUGGACAUAGGUCUAUAGGUGACCCAAUAAAGUAUUAGGGACAGA